Vanessa tameamea is the source of this 1306-nucleotide messenger RNA. RefSeq lists its product as uncharacterized. Gene Ontology annotation, molecular function: RNA endonuclease activity producing 5'-phosphomonoesters, hydrolytic mechanism. The transcript has a single exon. Gene Ontology annotation, biological process: piRNA processing. NCBI's taxonomy places the organism in Eukaryota, Metazoa, Arthropoda, Insecta, Lepidoptera, Nymphalidae. Gene Ontology annotation, cellular component: mitochondrion. The record is from RefSeq and is a predicted model, not a curated record. Bases 190 to 840 code for a protein of 216 amino acids.
UGCCAAAAAUGACAUUAAAAUUAAUAACGUGUAAAAGGCAUUUAAAAAAAAACAGAUUAUUAAAAACUCUCUUCCUAGUUAUAUUAAAUAUUAUCUAUUGAAAUAGUGACCAUUGUGGCCUAUAUUACUCAAAUUGGUGUUAAUCUAUAAUGAAAAGAAGAUUUACUGAAAGUUUUGUAGUAGAGAACAAUGUUUUUAAACAGUAUUAGCAAGACGUUGUUGUUUGUUUUUACAGUGGCUUUAGCGUCUAAUAUAGCCUACAAAUUUUAUCACAAGAAGAGGAAGAAGGAUAAGCCUGAAAUAAACGAAGUUAUUAUGUUUUGUAAUGUCGCUUCACCUUUAAAACAUAGCAAGUAUUCACGUUGCAAAAUAUCGCACAGUACGGAUCGUUUAUUACACUACAUAAAUGCUCCUAGAUACAGUGUAGAUGUUUGCAUGUAUGUUUUAACAAAUCCAGAUAUAAUAAACGCUCUUUUAAAACUGCAUAUUCGCGGUGUAAAGGUACGUGUGAUAUUGGACGCUGAUAUGGCAUUUGCUAGUGGAACAGGAAUAAAACGAUUCGAUAAAAUUGGAAUACCGGUCCGGUGGAUGAAGUCGACUCAUUUGAUGCAUCAUAAGUUUUGUUUGAUUGACACAUCGCAUCUUGAUGUCGAAAACGAAGAUUGUACACCAUUGAUGAUUAUUGGGUCAUUAAAUUGGACGAACCAAGCUGUGACCGGCAACUGGGAGGAUGUAAUAGUGACUUCACAGAAAGAUCUUAUUAGACAAUAUCAGAAUGAAUUUGAGAAACUGUGGUUACAAUUUAAACCAAUUGUAGUUUUUAGAUUGAACAAAUGUUAAGAAAAAGAAUAGUGUAAAAAAUUUGAUACUAUUUUUUAUUUAUUAAUGUAAUAAAUAUAAGUACUGAACUAUGUACAUAUUUUUGGUUAUAGUUAACUUCUUUUUUCAUAUUUGAUUAAUACUUGGUUGUUAAAUUUGCAUAAUUCAUAUUGUAUAUCAAUGACAGAUCAUUUUUCAGUUAUGAAAUGAGCCAUGAACACUUUUACUAUGUCAUACAGAUAACUUUGAAACAGAUGUAACAUCGUUAAUAUCAAUACUGUUGAAUAUGGCCCUACAAUUUAUGAAUUUAUUUUGAAUCAGGAUUUAUUUUGAAACCGGGCAUUAGUCUGAUUAAGCAAAAAUCCAUCUUAGCAAUAAAAAAUGAAAGUAGUGUGUUAUUUAAAAGGUUGACUUUAUUGACAAGGAGUUAAGUGUCUUCUAAUUUUUAAGUCUAAUGUAUUUCAAAUUACUAUUUUUUAUUGAUUUC